Drosophila bipectinata is the source of this 1059-nucleotide messenger RNA. NCBI's taxonomy places the organism in Eukaryota, Metazoa, Arthropoda, Insecta, Diptera, Drosophilidae. The record is from RefSeq and is a predicted model, not a curated record.
AUGUCAACCGCAACUGUAGUGAUCUCGUUGGACGAAAGCGACUUGGAAGUGGUCGGCGACCCGACAUGGAACGGGAAAAAGGAAAUGACAGCGUCAGCAGUCAAGCGGGCAACAGGAGGGCGGAGGUGGAUACCCGUCGGUUGUACCAAGGUGGAGGAGCGUCGCAGGAGUGACGGGCUGAUCAUGCACCAGCGGGUGGAGAAGGGCCGCCUGAGUCAGCCGUGGAACUGGCGCGAGCCAGGGCCGAGCGGGCGGAGCAGCCAAGGGGAGGAGGGCACGGCAGCGGCGGACACGGCGUCUGGUGAAGAAGGCCAAGGAGAAGACGGCCAUCAGGAGGAAGCGGGAAGCAGCAGAGGCGGCCACCAGGAGGAAGCGGGAAGCGGCAGAGGCAGCCUCCAGGAGGAAGCUGGAAGAGAAGAAGGCCAAGGAGAAGGCGGCCUCCAGGAGGGCACGAGGGGCGAGUCGAUGGCCAGAAGUACCGUCGACUCCACGACCAAGGACGGAGCCGGAGGAGAAGGUGGUGCGGCGGCCGAAGAAGGUCGAAGAACGGAGCGUAAGAGAAGCGAGUCGAUGGCCAAAGGUACCGCCGACUCCACGACCAAGGACGCAGCGCGAGGAGGAAGAGCCAUGGACGAAGGGGCCGUGAAUAUGGCCGGCGCCGGAGUGGCAGACGUUUGGCCGACAAAUCUCAUGCCCCGAGAAGCGGCCGGAAAGACCAGUCCUGAUGUGGUCAGCGUCGGAAGGAGGCGCGACGGAGGUCCCCGAGGAGAGAUGGCCUCCGGAACUAUACGCGAGGGUGGCCGGAGAAGUGGAGAGGCGGAGAGGACGGGCCGAAAGAUGGUCCAUAAUGGCGAACGUGGGAACGAGAAGUUUCCGGGUCAGAGGAAGCGCCAACGGAAUAAAGAGGGACGAGGGGGCAUGGACGGCGACCCGCCAACGGGAGAGCGGCGUGAUUUUGGAGCAGGAUUAACUGCAGGAGGAGAACCAGCGAGGAUAACCGGGCGCUCCAACCAGUAUAUAAGGAGGCCCAUUGGAGCAGAUCGGCACGAGUCUUUUUAG